AUGGCUCCUAUCCCAGGUUUUGCCAACGACAACACGCUGUCUCCUCGGGCUAACAGUAACCACGAGGUUGACAUGGAGAGAGAAUUAUUCCUCAUGAAGCUUCUCUUCGGGAUGAUCAUCGCUGCAAUCGUCGUGUUCUUGGGGUACUUGUCCUACCUUCAGCUGAAGCCCCCGUACAAGGAACUAUGGAAGCCCAAGCUUAAGCCCAAGCUUGAAGACUGCAGGGAGAAGUAUGAGGGGUGGAAGAAGAAGAUGGCCUGGAAUGGCCCCAAAGAACCAAAGGCGCCAGAGCCUGCUCACGUGGCUCGCCAUGUUUCUCAGGCUCCGGAGGUCAAGCCGAUCGUUCGUGAUUUGACUCCGGAGUAUAUGAGGAUGUCAACAGCGGCCAUGGUUUAG
Penicillium concentricum is the source of this 396-nucleotide messenger RNA. RefSeq lists its product as uncharacterized. The coding region runs from base 1 to 396 and encodes 131 amino acids. NCBI's taxonomy places the organism in Eukaryota, Fungi, Ascomycota, Eurotiomycetes, Eurotiales, Aspergillaceae. The transcript has 3 exons. The record is from RefSeq and is a predicted model, not a curated record.